Messenger RNA from Fusarium keratoplasticum, 1287 nucleotides. RefSeq lists its product as uncharacterized. Gene Ontology annotation, molecular function: transferase activity, transferring alkyl or aryl (other than methyl) groups. The record is from RefSeq and is a predicted model, not a curated record. The transcript is spliced from 2 exons. Lineage: Eukaryota; Fungi; Ascomycota; Sordariomycetes; Hypocreales; Nectriaceae. Gene Ontology annotation, biological process: alkaloid metabolic process. Bases 1 to 1287 code for a protein of 428 amino acids.
AUGGCGACCUCAGAAAGAACAUCACAGCAGACCAAGCCGUGGCACUUGGUCAGGGCAAGGCACGAGAGCCUCUUCAACCCUCACCAGCGAUACUGGUAUCAGAAUGUCGGAUACGUGCUGGGGUCGCUUCUCAACAGCUCUGGAUACGCCCAGAUGAGCCAGAUCAACAUCCUUCACCACUUCGCGAACCUCGUCACACCACAUCUGGGCUCUGCAUUUCGCAUAGGACUGCCACGAUGGAGAAGCUUCAUGACAGACGAUUUCACGCCUGUGCAAUUGAGCUGGGACUUUCACACAGGCACUGAGAAACCGACUAUUAACUAUUCUAUCGAGCCGAUCGGACUGGAUGCCGGCACGGCUGUGAAUCUACAAAACGCCAGGGCCGCGGAAGACUUCAAGAAGGAUCUGUUGGAAGCCUUCCCAGAGACCAACACUACUCUGUUCGAACACUUCCGUUCAUGUUUCGACCAAAUGUGGAUAGGGGGUGGCCCAGGUCAUCAGUCCACCAUGUUCUGGGGAUUUACGCUUGAGGAGAACGCAAUCAUGAACAAAGCCUACUUUUUCCCGGGCGCCAUGGCGCGAGCAACACACCAACCCACGCUGGCCGUGAUUCGAGGUGCAGUCGAAUCCGUCCCUGGAUACAGUCAAGGGAAGCUGGCUUCCUUCAAGCCCUUUGCCGACUAUGUGAGUCAGCGUCCAGAGCUGCGUCUUGAGAUUGAGAUGUUUGCACUGGACUUGGUUAAGGAAGAUGAGUCGAAACUGAAAGUUUACUUUCGGGAUAGAAGGACAAACUUUGAGGCUGUUAAGGAGACGAUGUCUUUGGGAGGGCGACUGCAAGAGCCGAGCUUUGAAAUGGGAAUUCAAAAGCUACGUCGGCUUUGGGAUGCUUUGCUGGGAACGCAAGGUGUACCUGAUAACGUCGCACUUCCUUACAAGAAUCACAGAACGGCUGGGAUUCUGUACCACUUCGAGUUCGGCAUGGACGGCCAGCCGCCAAAGAUCAGGGUCUAUAUACCAGUGCGGCAUUACGCGGAAAACGAUCAGCAAGCCCUCAACGCCUUGACAGGAUUCAUGGACGAAGAGGCUGGCGAAUAUGGUAGCCAAACAUUUCUGGAGAGUGCGACGAGAUACUCGGAAUGCCUGCAGAGCACUUUUGAUUCAGCGGCCCUUGAGAACAGUCUUGGCGUACAGACUUACAUCAGCUAUUCUAUAGAAAGUGACGGGAAUCUGAGGAUCGUAUCUUAUAUCAAUCCCCAGGUGGGAAAGUUGCGCAACCGCGUACUUUGA